Molecule: messenger RNA, 657 nt
Organism: Racocetra persica
Lineage: Eukaryota; Fungi; Glomeromycota; Glomeromycetes; Diversisporales; Gigasporaceae
Source: the annotation of a GenBank genome assembly
AUGACAGAAAUAAUAAAGAUUACUUCUUGUUACCUUGAACAUACCAAUCAUAAAAUCCAUCUUGACAAAAUUACUUUUGCUUCCGUCUAUCAACAAUUUCCAGAAGAAGUUAAAAAGGAAAUUGAAUAUUAUACUUCAAAGAGGUUAAUUUCUCAAAUUGCUGCUUUUUAUAUUCUUAUGAUUUCACGAUAUUGGUAUAAAGAUGAACACUAUUCAAAACUAGAUAAAUUACUAAGAUCACAACUAUCUAUUACUUAUCAAAAUGGAAGUACUAUUUUAACUUCUAAUUUUAUAUCAGAUUCUACUUUUAUAUAUCCAAGUUCUGGUAUUUCUAUUAAUAUAUCAAAAAUACUCAAUACUUAUCGUGCAUAUAGAAUUACAAAUAGUCGCUGUAAGAAAGCUAUGGCUGUUGGAUUGGUUACUAGUGUGAUUGCAAUAGAAACUCUUAAUAAAGAAAUUCAAAAUGAUGAAUCAAGUGAGGAUAAUCAAGAAAAUAUUGCACCUUUUGAUAUUUCUACUGUUCAAAAUCCUAUAACUAAAAAGAAAAAAGGAGCCCCAAGAGUUAAACAUAUUAAAAGCUCUCUUGAACUAAAAACUACACAAUCAAUUACUAAGAAAGAUAAAGGUAUAUGCUUUGUUCUCAUUAAAGCAACCUAA